AUCAUUGAAGCCUUUAAGGAUGGUAUCAUGCGUAACUGCGAGUAAUUUUUGCUUUAGUCAGUUUAAAAAAUCGGUACAGUGCGGUAGAACGGCUCCUGUUUUCCUUUUGUGACUUUUGUUUAAAUAUUUUUCUUUGAAAAUCGGUAUUGAACGUUUCUGAGAUUAGACUAUAGAAGUGGUGUCAUAAUAAAUUGUAUUGGGUGUGGAAAUUUCUGUUUUUCAAUGAUGAUUAAAAGUGAAGACAUGAUCGAUUCCGGUGCUCCCCAUCAGCACCAUUCUAUUUAUCGGGGUCUGCCUUCCAAUAUUCUGUCGACCGCGAACUUCCAGCCAUUGCAAUACGAUCAAUCCGCGAUCCGUUUGCAUCAGAAUUCUCCAGAACUUUGCGAUGAGAAACCGAAUAUAAACUAUCUCGAUAGAAAGUACUAUAUGCAGCAGAACCCCUCGCCCUAUACGAAUCAGCACCAUCACGUUCAGAUGGCCACCCCGUCCGGUAGUCCGCAAUCGGUCCUUAUGUCGACCGGGGGUCUUAAUAUGUCUCCAGUUCCGAAAAUCGAAAACACUAUGAAUCUUGGCAAUUUUUCUCUCAACGCCAACGGUACCAAUAAAUCGCUUUUGAUUCCGUCUUCUUUGGGGCAGAUCAAUCACUACACUUCGACCAUAAAGUAUUGUCCAAGUAGUUCUGUCUUGAAUUCUCUAAAUAAUUUGAAUAACUAUCAAAAUAACAAUAACAACAACAACAACAGCUCGAAUAAUAGCAACAACAACAACAACAACAACAAUAGCAUUUCCAAUCAUGAAGUGGAAAACUUGGAUAUGAAAUCGACGACGUCAACGGCGGAUAUGCUGGCAGCCAGUGGGGCAAUUCAGAGGAUCCAACAUGUCAGUUCGAGUGGAGCCAAUUGUAUUGACUCGUCGACGGUGACUUAUUCCAACAGUUCGUCACCUGCGAAGUCAAUUAAUGGACAAUCGGAACAGGCGGGACAGAGCCAGCAUCAACAAAAUUCAACUCCACCGGAUACGACGAAAAAGUCGGGAGCAAGGCGACCGGAAAAACCAGCCUUGAGCUACAUAAAUAUGAUUGCAAUGGCGAUUAAGGAGUCACCUAGUGGAAAACUGACACUCAGCGAAAUUUACAGUUAUUUACAAAAGAAAUUUGAAUUUUUUCGUGGACCUUACGUAGGAUGGAAGAAUUCAGUCCGUCACAACUUGAGCCUAAAUGAAUGUUUUAAAAAACUACCCAAAGGUAUGGGUGUUGGCAAACCUGGCAAAGGCAACUAUUGGACUAUUGAACAAAACUCGGCUUACAUGUUCGAAGACGAAGGAAGUCUACGACGUCGGCCGCGAGGUUAUCGGUCGAAACUGAAAAUGAAACCGUACAGUGCCGCCAAUGGAUUUUACUCAUCCUCACCUUACGAUGGAGGCUCAAUGGUGAAUUGGAGGGAUAACCCGAACUUUUACGCUCCACAAGGAUAUAGCUCUUAUGAAUACUCGACACCACCAGCAUUUGCUACAGAAGCCUGGAACCAUCCGCAAUCGGCUCUGCCACAGUAUUCGAAUAUUGCAGCGCAUCACAGUGCGGCAGCGGCGGCGUUACACAAUGGAAACUCCUCACCACCACCUCCGCCCUCAUCGACGUCGUCUGGGUCGAUGCAAAGCACAAAUCCGGGCCUGGAUUACGCAAACUACCAGUACAGUACGAGUUCGUACAACAUUGACAACGGAAUUCGUUCGAUGUCUCUAUCUCAAAUACCUUCGAUGUCAUCAAUUACGCCUACAAGUUCACCUGUCAAUAGUUCAUUAAUUGACCGAAAAACCGUGUAUUUACCACCGAUAACUCCACCAUCAUCAAUGUCAACACCACCCUUACAUCACCAAAGUUCUUUAAAUAUUUCAACACCGUCAACAUACUUUGAGCCUAUAAAGUAUUCCAAUUAAAUACAAAAUAAAUUAUUGUAAUUUUACAAUAUUGUAUCUCAUUUAAUAAUUAUAUUGUCUUAGAUUUAAAUUAUUAUUAUAAUUUUAUUUAUUGUACAGCCAUUGCGAGAAAAAUCAAAAAUAUAUAUUUUUUUUAAGUUAUCUUCUAUGUAAUUAAAUUGAAAACGUAAAAC
Molecule: messenger RNA, 2108 nt
Organism: Eupeodes corollae
Lineage: Eukaryota; Metazoa; Arthropoda; Insecta; Diptera; Syrphidae
Product: forkhead box protein biniou
Exons: 4
Coding region: 223-1935 (570 amino acids)
Biological process (GO): regulation of transcription by RNA polymerase II; animal organ morphogenesis
Cellular component (GO): nucleus
Molecular function (GO): DNA-binding transcription factor activity, RNA polymerase II-specific; RNA polymerase II cis-regulatory region sequence-specific DNA binding
Source: RefSeq, a predicted model, not a curated record